Messenger RNA from Mauremys reevesii (Reeves's turtle), 1834 nucleotides. Its product is annotated as perforin-1-like. NCBI's taxonomy places the organism in Eukaryota, Metazoa, Chordata, Testudines, Geoemydidae. The record is from RefSeq and is a predicted model, not a curated record. Gene Ontology annotation, biological process: immune response. The coding region runs from base 188 to 1834 and encodes 548 amino acids. The transcript is spliced from 3 exons. Gene Ontology annotation, cellular component: membrane attack complex.
GACACUCAGAACACAGGAGACCUUUUGUGGUGCUGUGAUCCACCUUCAAAGCGCGUCUCUCCCAGCAGAGACACAGCCCAGCCCAGGACGCCGACAGGCCCCGGAGCCGAAAUAUUCCUCAGCCCAGUUCCUGAGGCAGGAGGGUUCAGAGGCCGACGGCCCCUUGGGGCAACCCAUCGCAUCAACCAUGCCCACAUUUGGUGCCUUCAUCCCGCUCCUCCUCUUCAUCUUCCCGGAGGCCUCCUCCCACUGUCACACAGGCACGGAAAAUGAAUGCGAGAAGCACACGGCCUUCAUGCCCGGGCACAGCUUGGUAGGAAGGGGCAUCGAUGUGACCACAAUGGCCAAGAAGGGGGCCAAUCUGGUGAACAGCAGCCUCUGGCAGCACGAGGACGGCACCUGCACCCUGUGUCGGAACCCACUGCAGGGAGAGCAGUGGCAGAGGCUGCCGCUGGCUGCGGUGGACUGGCAAGUCCACAUCUCGUGCAGCCGGAAGCUGAGCAGCUCGGUGCAGCAGUCGGCGAUGGGCAUGAUGGAGUCGGCAGCAACCCCGGUGCAGAACGACUGGAAGGUGGGGCUGGACGUGCCUGUGAAGCCCACGGUUAAUGUCCAGGUGGCUCUGGCUGGAUCACAUUCCAAACUGGCCAGUUUCGUGGUAGACCACACACGGAUGGACAAAUACAGCUUCGUGAGCCAUGAGGUGUCCUGCGGCUAUUACAGGUUCCGGGUCAGCGAGACGCCCCCGCUCACCAGCCAUUUCACUCUGGCACUGAAGAACCUCCCGGACCAGUACGACAGCAAAUCGAAGGUGGAGUACCAGCAGCUAAUCAACAACUAUGGCACCCACUACAUGUCCCAGCUGCAGCUGGGGGGCCGGGCACGGGACGUGACGGCCGUGAGGGUCUGCGAAGCAGCAAUGAGCAGCUUGACUGACGACGAGAUCAAGGACUGCUUGAGCAUGGAGGCGGCCGUGAGUAUCGGAGUGGGCUCUGUCAAGGGUGGGAACAGCAAGUGUGAGGAGGAGAAGAAGAAGGGGAAGGUCCGGGGGAGCUUUCAUGAGACGUAUCGGGAGCGCCACGUGGAGGUGGAGGGAGGAGAGAGCUCGACUGAUGUGCUGUUCUGUGGCAGUGAUGCCAAGGUCUUCUCGACCUGGAUUGAGAGUCUCAAAGGCAACCCUGGCCUGGUGUCCUAUUCGCUGCAACCCAUCCACAUCCUGGUGGAGCAGGACGACCCAAAGCGGGAGGCGCUGAGACGGGCAGUCAGUGAAUACAUCCUUGAGAGGGCCCUGGUGAGGAAUUGCACCCAAAGCUGCCCCCCGGGGACUCAACGCAGCGCCCACGACCCCUGCUCCUGCGUCUGCCCCGGGGAUGCCAUGACCAACACCAUGUGCUGCUCGCGGGAGCGCGGCCUGGGGAAGCUGAUGGUGACAGUGAAGAAGGCCAGUGGCCUGUGGGGGGACUACAUUACCGCUACGGAUGCCUUUGUCAAGGUCUUCUUUGAGAGACGGGAGAUUCAGACCGGCACCAUCUGGAACAACAACAAUCCCAUCUGGAACGUCCACUUGGACUUCGGUACCGUUCACCUCACCAGCACCAGCAAGAUCCACAUAGAGGUCUGGGAUGAGGACAACAAGUGGAACGAUGACCUGCUGGGAAGCUGCGACAUCCCGCUGGAGGCCGGGGGGCCCCACCAGAAGGAUUGCUACCUGAACCACGGCCGCAUCUGGUUCCAGUACAGCCUGCGCUGUGGGCCCCACCUCGGGGGCCGGAGCUGCUUCGACUAUGUCUCCCAGCCACCCCAGCAGAGCACAGCCAAGGCGGAGGCCUUCUGGUGA